AGAAGUCUCUCUAUCCUGGCUAUCGAGUUCUUUGUUUAAGAAUAAGGAUCUUUUAAGAUACGCCGGAUCCGCUAAAAUACGCCGAUCCCCGUCCGUCUUCCGAUCAUAUGGGGCUGCUUGACCAGUUGUGGGAUGAUACCGUUGCGGGUCCCCGACCCGAUAAUGGCCUUGGCAAGCUCCGAAAGCACUCCACUUUCACUUUCCGGCCUAACUCUGCCAAGGAAUCUGAUGGCGGGAGUCUAAGAUCGUACGGUGAUGAAGCGCCGGAGGAAGCGACGAGAGUGACACGUAGUAUUAUGAUCGUAAAGCCGCCUGGUUACCAGAGCGGAUCGCCUCCGGUUUCGCCGGCCGGAUCGACCCCUCCGGUAUCUCCUUUUUCCGGAGGCAGAGAAUCAUAUCGGUUUCGGAGAAGGUCCACAUCGGAUGCAUACGAGAAGGCUAACGAGGUUGGACCAAGGAGCCCUUGUCCUCCUUACGACGUGUGAGAUAUGAGUCCUCUCCCAUAUUUGGCGACAAAUCAAAUGGGUUUUGGUACUGUUUGCAUGCUUAGGUCUUUCAAAUGUGUAACUUAAUAGUGUAGUAUGGGGUAAUGUAUGCAAGAAUGUAGUCUGGUACUUGUGUAUAUAGAGCUUGUAAUAGUACGGUUCGGCCGUUGUUUGUCGGAAUAAGAUUUCGGUGUUGGUUUCUCUUUUGCUUA
Gossypium raimondii (Peruvian cotton) is the source of this 697-nucleotide messenger RNA. Its product is annotated as dormancy-associated protein homolog 3. The coding region runs from base 108 to 485 and encodes 125 amino acids. The record is from RefSeq and is a predicted model, not a curated record. Lineage: Eukaryota; Viridiplantae; Streptophyta; Magnoliopsida; Malvales; Malvaceae. The transcript has 3 exons.